Messenger RNA from Corvus hawaiiensis (hawaiian crow), 1099 nucleotides. RefSeq names its product CD37 molecule (gene CD37). The coding region runs from base 156 to 1067 and encodes 303 amino acids. Gene Ontology annotation, cellular component: membrane. The transcript is spliced from 7 exons. The record is from RefSeq and is a predicted model, not a curated record. Lineage: Eukaryota; Metazoa; Chordata; Aves; Passeriformes; Corvidae.
CCCGGCCUGGCCCCGCCCCUCACGGGUUGGCCGUGCCCCUGACCUGUCACUUAUCCCUCGGUCCCGCCCCCCGCGGCCCCCCGGGACCCCCGGUGUCACUCCCCUCUCGCGGGGGUGACACCGGGGGGGGUCACAUUCCCCCCCCCCCAUCGUCCAUGGGGGCCCCGGGGCGACGCCCCCGCGGCGCUCCCGCCGCCCCCGGCGCUUCCUGCGGGGCCCGAGGCAGCGGCUCCGACGGGGCGGGCGGAGCGGCCGCAGGUGCGCGGGGGGAACGAGGGGCCCGGGGGCGGUUCGGCCUUGGGGUGGGCUCUGAGGGCCGUGUGUGUGUGAGAUCCCCGUGCAGGCAUGAGCCCCAAAAGCUGCCUCGGCUGUACCAAGUGCUUCCUCUUCCUCCUCAACCUCUUGUUUUUCGGUCACCACUGGCCAGCCUGAGGCUCUGGUCCUACGGCUUCUCUGGGGUCGGCAUCGUCACGAUGCUCCUGGGAUUCCUGGGGUGCCUGGGGGCCCUCAAGGAGGUCAAGGUUAUGCUGGGGCUGUAUUUUGGGAUCCUGCUGUUGCUCUUCGCUGCCCAGAUCACAGUGGCCAUCAUCGUCUACACGCAGCGCGCCGCUCUGGCUACAAAGGUGGCCACCUACGCGGAGGAGCUGAUCCGGGGGUACCCCGCCCAGGGACCACCUGGGGACCCCCAUGAGAGUUGGGACGCUGUCCAGCACUCGGCUGCUGUGGCUGGAAAGGACCCCAGGACUGGGACCACCACGAUGACGCCACCAGGGACGGCACCAGGGACGAGGACAAGGCCAUCGCCUGCUCCUGCCUCAGGGCACCCAACAGCACCCUCGAGACCCCAUGGGUGCUCCCCCCAUGGCCACUGCCCCGUGGCCGCCCCCCAGGACAUCUUCCCCAGGGGCUGCAAGGAGAGGGUCCAGACCUGGCUGGCCGGAAACCUGGUCACCAUCGUGGGGGUUUGCAUAGGCAUCAGCCUGGGGGAGCUUUCCCUGCUGAUGCUGUCGAUGUUCCUGGUCCGGAACCUGGACUCCCACUACGAGAAGCUGCUGCGGGGACUCUGAGGGGGCCGGGGCGGGGUGGGGGGAAGGGCGGG